Nicotiana tabacum (common tobacco) is the source of this 1851-nucleotide messenger RNA. The record is from RefSeq and is a predicted model, not a curated record. NCBI's taxonomy places the organism in Eukaryota, Viridiplantae, Streptophyta, Magnoliopsida, Solanales, Solanaceae.
AUGGCGGAAAAGGAAGCGAGGCUAAAGGCGAUAGCAGAUGUCUCAAAUAAUCUCCUGAACUCCCUCAACGAAGUUGGUAGAGAAGACACUGAGAAUAUAACACCAAGAGUUACAUCGGAUGGGGAGAUUUCACCUCUUCCACACGGGGAUCUAACGAUCUUGCGCAAAAGGGGAGCCUCAACGUCCACGGUCGGGGAAGCACCACCAGCAGUCAAAAAGCUGCUAGAAGAAUGGUUGACAAGUAACACCCGCACUGUCACUGAUUCAGGUGACGAUGCUCUCAUGGCUAUCUUAAAGAAAAUGGAAGAAAUGAAAAAUGAGAACAAAACACUCCGUGAUCAAAUGAAGGAGCAUCAGGAGAGGGUUGACAAAAUACCAGGGCCCCCUAAGCUAUUACCAAAAUGCGAUGUGGGUCAAUUCGUCGAACAGCCAUACAGCGACGGGGCUACUCCUCAUUCUAUUCCAAAAACCUUCAAGAUGCCACCAUACUUGAAAAUAUACGACGGGACCACGGACCCGGAGGAUCAUCUAAUCCAUUAUGUUACUGCGGUAAAGGGCAACGAUUUGUCAAAGGAACAAGUACCAUCUAUGCUGCUAAAAAGGUUCGGUGAGACCUUGACAUGGGGAGCAUUGACAUGGUACUCCCAGCUACCAGCGCGAUCGAUAUCAACGUUUGAAAAGAUGGCGGAUAAAUUCGCCACCGCUCAUACAAGGGCGAAGAAGGCUAAAGCUAGGGUCAAUGAUAUCUUCGCCGUCAGGCAAACGGCGGGCGAGGGACUACGGGAUUUCCUGGCCCGAUUCAACAGAGUAAGGAUGAGCCUGCCAAAUAUGUCAGAAGGGAUGGCAGUAGCAUCCUUUCAAAAUGGGUUAAACAGGAACGGAUCAAAGGCAACCAAAAAACUGCUCAGUAGACUCAUGAAGUAUCCCCCACCACAUGGGAAGAGAUCCAGAACGCCUAUUGCGCUGAGACCGAGGCAAGGAGAGAUCGACGUAACAACAGGCGAAGAGAUCAACCACCACGUUUCAAUUGAGAAAGGCAUCAACCCUAUGUCCGAACAUCUAACCCGCCCCCUCCAAGACAUACGGAUGCCAUGUUACGACACACUGCACCCCUUCAAAGUGAAAGAGAUAGUUUACGCACUUGAGAAGCUAGGCAUGAAGGUGCAGUGGCCGCAAAAAAUAAAAUUGGACCCAACCACCAGGAGGUCAAACGUCCUCUGUGAAUUCCAUCAAGAAAGAGGACACAAGACCGAAGAUUGCAUAGGUCUGCGUCAUAAAGUAGUUAGGAUGUUGAACCAGGGGUACCUAAAAGAACUGCUCAGCGAUAAAGGAAGGGCCAACUUCGCUCGAGGGAACGAUCCAUCUCAAGGACCUCCAAAGCCACCAUCACUAGCACGCACCAUACAGAUGAUCAUUGGAGGUGUCGACGACACGGUAAUCAACUAUGUGAAGUUCACCGCCAUGCACAAACUCAAACGGACGAUCGCCCACGAACGGUAUGAUGACCUCGAAGACAGUGUCAUCUUCUAUAAGUCGGAUGCCGAUGGUUUGUCUUCCCCUCACUAUGAUACUUUGGUUACAACUUUAUGCAUCGUUGAUACAGAUGUAAAAAGAAUCAUGGUAGAUGAUGGAAGCGACGUGUGUAUCAUUCACCCGCGAGUUCUCAUGCAAAUGAGGCUUGAGGAUAAAAUAAUACUGCGUUGCAUAACACUAACAGGUUUUAAUAAUGCAGUAGAGUGGACAUCCGGAGAAAUAGUGCUACCUGUCCUAGCAGGAGGGGUCACCCUGGAGACACCAUUCCACGUCAUGAACCAGGAAACAACCUACAACGCCAUCAUGGAGAGACCAUAG